CCAAGACAUCGACAGAACCGACAACUUUUCGCUGCACUUCCCAAUCUCCACCACAUUGCAGCGCACACCAUCCGCCACCGGUCUUCACCGUCACACACACAGCGCGCAUUCACCGCAGACACACACGCAGCAACCAGCGGGCGCGCGCUUUUAAAAACACGGCCUUCGAGGCUCCGCCCUCAUUCUUCUCCCGCCGGUCAACACAACACCCACCACCACCCCUAUCAUGGCCUCCGCAGUGGUCGAUGCUGGCAGCGACCAUGCCCAGCAGCUCCAAAAUGCGAUCCAGCCGAAGCUCAUGGAGAAUGGCUGGGUCACCGAUGAGAACGACAUGACACUCGCCGAGUACGUGACAAUGAUGAUUGUUAACGGCAGAGACGCGCAAGGCGUGCAAGCAGAGCUGGGCACUGAUCUGCUGGCGAUUGGCGACGACAACCCCGAAGUCAUCGAUUUCACGAAGUGGCUCUUUGACCAAGUGCAGACAAUCACGCAGCCUCAGCAGCAGCAAGCACAGCAGACCGAGAACAAUGGCGCGCAUCAGGAACAAGCGCAACAAUCAACUUCCGGUGAUGCUAUGAUGGAGGACUCAGCAUCACCAGCGGAAGCACCACCCACAGGUCCACGAUCGAUGCGCAACGGCUCCGGUCCUCAGAGAGGGCGGGGCGGCCGCAUGCUUAACCAGCUCAAUCGCAACCUCGACCGAUCGGAGCUUCCUGAUAACCUUCGAAGGAUAAAAGGUGCAGCUGGUGUCGGGGCAGGCAGGAUCAACUCACAUUCCUCACGAGACGCAGCACCCCGAGGACCGAAACACAGUAUCGCACGCGGUGUCGGUCGAAUGCUGAACGGCGGACGUGGCGGCCCACAAAAUGGCAUGGGAAUGAUGGGCGCAGCACCUGGCGUGGACUCGCAACAGCAGAUGCAGUUCAUGCAAAUGAUGGAAAUGCAGGCGAAUAUGUUCCAGCAGAUGUUGCAAGCCAUUCCGAACGGCGGCGCUGGCCCAAAUGGCGGUCGAGGAGGCGCUCGCGGGAGAGGUACUCGUGGAGGUGCUCGUGGCGGCAGAGGUGGACAGCAACAAGCACCUACACUACACGCAGUGGAUGGCAAGAUGCCUGACGGUGCGCUACCCAGCGGGCCUCACGCUGGCGGAGCUGAUGGCAUGGAUCUGGACGGAGACGAAAAUGGCGGCGGCAAAUUCUCGAGUCCAUGCCGAUUCGAUCUCUCAUGCACAAACCCUGGUUGCGGAUUUGCGCAUCGCGGUCCAAGGACAACGUUGGAGACCGUUCCUACCCUCGACAUGACAGCCACGUGCUCCUACGCUGGCAAGUGCACAAACAAGAGUUGCACCGCUCGCCAUCCCAGCCCGGCCAGCGCGAAGCCUGGUGCUAUCCCGGUGCCAUGCAAGUUCUACCCCAACUGCCAAAACGCGCAAUGCCCUUUCACACAUCCAAAUGUGAGGCCAUGCAAAAACGGCGGAGACUGCACCACCCCUGGCUGCACUUUUGGACACAGUACGAUUGUGUGCCGGUACAACCCAUGCCUGAACCAGAACUGCCCGUACAAACACGAAGCUGGCCAGAAGCGAGGAAAAUUUGAGGAUAAAGUCUGGACGCCCGGCGACAAGGCAGAGAGAUUUGCAGACUUCAAGAAGGAAGACGGGCCUGAGGAGCUCAUCCUACCAGGUCAGACAAACGGUAACGGUGUGAAGGAAGAAUUCGGCGUUAAGCAGGAAGGCGGAGGCGAGAUGGAAGCGGACGUCGUCAGCUAGAAGCGUGGCGAUAGUGCCCGGCGAAGGUCGUUCUAAGAGUGAAAUUCUACGCAUGGUGGAUUUUGAAAAGGAGUCGAUACCAAUGAGUGGUGAUGCGGAGAGACGAAGGAAUGUCUAGAUGAAUGCUGCGUUGAAAAGAAGCAGCUCUUUGUACAUUAUUGAGUACUAUCGCCGAUAGUCUAAUGUUGACUGCGCAGUUUUUGGGCGCUGGAGAGGACAUGAGUUG
Molecule: messenger RNA, 1991 nt
Organism: Cercospora beticola
Lineage: Eukaryota; Fungi; Ascomycota; Dothideomycetes; Mycosphaerellales; Mycosphaerellaceae
Gene: NAB2
Product: mRNA-binding protein NAB2
Biological process (GO): regulation of mRNA stability
Cellular component (GO): nucleus; cytoplasm
Molecular function (GO): poly(A) binding
Source: RefSeq, a predicted model, not a curated record